GGACGGCGUCUGUGCUGCGAGGACACGCUCAGCGCCGGACGUGCGUUCACACUGCAGGGGCAUUAACAUGCAGGCUAAUAAUGCUGUCCGUGCAUGUCGGGACUCUUCGUGUGGAUAUUUCCUGGGGUCGCUCUGACCACGGUCUCGGCUGCAGUGAGUCCACUUCGCAUUUUGAGCGACGCCCCCAAAUUCCGUGCAGAGUGUUUGCAGACCCUCCGGGACGGAGAGGUGGAGGAGGAAUCGGCAGCUCCGCCGUCCAUAUACACUACAAUCACCAGCACGCCAUUAGUUCAUGACUUUAUCACAUAUCUGACAGGAGAGUUUCGACCGCGUUCAGAAGCUCUCCAGGACUCUGAGGCUGCUGCAGAGAAUGGGAAUAGGGACACAGGCCAAGGCUUGCCAUUUUGGCUGAAGUAACAGCAGGACGGUUGUCAAACCCCGCAUCGGCUUCAAUCCCCCUUCUCCCUCACCUCUCCUCCCACACACUGACACACAAGGACGUACACCCCCCCCACCUCCCCCAUCCCCUUCCCCAACACCACCACACACAUACACACACACACACACACACACACACACACACACAGCCAUUGCUAUGUCCACUGCCGUAGACAUCGCUGGCCCUUCCUCCCCAGAUCAGGCCCACAGCAGUGGUAAAAUCCCCAAUGAGCCACUGAGACCCAGCCUUAAGCGCUCCAACCACCCCUACAGCCUCUCCCAUUACAUCUCCACCCCGUCCCCGGCCGUGGACGUCAAAAGCCUGAUCCAGCCCUCCCCUGCCCAGCAGCGGGCGGCCCAGCCUGCGCACACUAAGCCCCGUCGGACCCCAUCCUGGCCCGACAUGUGGGAGUCACCCAGCGGGCUCCACCUGGCCCAUGCCGCAGAGCUUCUGAUGCGCGCCGGGCUGCUGGCUCUGACCCCCACCACCACAGAGCAGGCCGGGUUGGGUGCACAGAGCAGCCAGCCGGCUAAAAGGGAAGCUGCAGAGGCGAAGGGGGGAAAGGGGGACGGGGAGGGAGGCGGAUCUGGGCCUGAGGAGGAGGAAGAGGACUCCUCUGGAUGUGGCACUGACUUCCAACCCUUCCUAGGUGCCUGGUUCCCCUUCAGCCCCGCUCUGUUCCCCCUGGCCGGUUUCCAGAUGGGGGGAGGCCACUGGAGGAGCGCGGCCAUGGGAGCCGAGGGCAUCGAGGGGCUCGUGGCCGAGGGCUACUCUCCUGGCUCUCUGGGCGGGGGCAGCGGAGGGAGGAGGAAGAGGAAGAGGUGCGGGGAGUGCGUACCUUGUCGGCGUCAGACGAACUGCGAACAGUGCAGCAGCUGCCGCAAUCGCAAGAGGGGACACCAGAUCUGUAAAUACAGGAAGUGCGAGGAGCUGAAGAGGAAGCCGGGAGGUCCUGGGUUUGAGAGCAGAGUGCCCGGGUUUGACCUAAGGGGCUCCGACUAUACUUUGGGUCUGGCACAGGAGAGAAGCAACGGCGCCCUGGAUGGAUAAUAACGUAUGUGUUGUGGCGGGCAGCAUUUGUCAGGAGGAUCCCGGUUGGAUGAUUGUUGAGGAGCUGCAGCGAAAAAACAAAAACACAACAAAAUAUGGACACAUGCUCGGACUGAAGGGGGGGGAGGGCGGGGAGGUUCAAAGGUCUUCGGAUCUCGUGUUUUUAGCGGAACGAGCUGCAGCUCCGCUUGAAGAAUGUCCACACUCGUUCCCAUCCUUUCUUUUGACAAUCAAGUGAAUCGGCGGCGGCGGAGGAGGAGGAGGAGGAGGAGGAGAGAAAGAAGGAUACCAAUGUGUGUCAAUAUUUAGAUGACGACAAAAAAAAUGCUGUAAAUCGACUGUAAAUAUCUGGAAAACAUUAUGUCUUUUUUUACAUCCCUUUCCAGUUUGGAUGUAUUGUGUUUCAAACAUAUUAAAAAAAAACAAAAACAAAACAAAAACAAACUACGACAAAAAAAAAAAAAAGGAGCCAAAUGUUUUUUUUGUUUCUAACGGGGGAGUUUUGUUUCUGUUGUUCUGACGUCACUGCAUCAGUAAGAAAUGAAUGAGUUCAGCUUAGGCUAAAUUAUUUCAUGUGCAACUUGUACUGUAUAGCUCUGUUUGCCCUUUUGAAAUAAAAGAAAUUGGCCAUGUG
Messenger RNA from Larimichthys crocea (large yellow croaker), 2123 nucleotides. It is a transcript of the gene cxxc5b, whose product is annotated as CXXC finger protein 5b. Gene Ontology annotation, molecular function: zinc ion binding; methyl-CpG binding. The transcript is spliced from 3 exons. The record is from RefSeq and is a predicted model, not a curated record. Bases 596 to 1489 code for a protein of 297 amino acids. Gene Ontology annotation, cellular component: nucleus. Lineage: Eukaryota; Metazoa; Chordata; Actinopteri; Sciaenidae.